Drosophila montana is the source of this 14561-nucleotide messenger RNA. RefSeq names its product Dynein heavy chain 1 (gene Dhc1). Gene Ontology annotation, cellular component: axonemal dynein complex. The transcript has 39 exons. Lineage: Eukaryota; Metazoa; Arthropoda; Insecta; Diptera; Drosophilidae. Gene Ontology annotation, biological process: microtubule-based movement. The record is from RefSeq and is a predicted model, not a curated record. Bases 351 to 14561 code for a protein of 4736 amino acids. Gene Ontology annotation, molecular function: minus-end-directed microtubule motor activity; dynein intermediate chain binding; dynein light intermediate chain binding.
UGAAAAACAAAAGAUUUUUAAAGUUCAAUUUAUUGUUUGAUUCCAUAAUAAUACUGGCAAAAAAACAACGCACUUAUGAAACCAGUUUGAAUUUUGGCGCUUCCCAUGAUCGUGGCAGUCGCAUUGAAGACCUUUUGGAGACUUUUGUUGCCAUGGCAAUUGGCGCGCAAUUCGAUUCCUGUACGAGUUUGUUUGUUCAAUAAAGUUUGUGCAUUGGUUUUGUCAGAAAGCAGAAAGAAAAAUAACACAGUGACCGAAAAUUGAUUUGCAAAACUAGUAAAUUUAUAAAAUUAAUUGCGUUUUUUGCGUUUGUUAUUUUUUUUUUGUGUUGCAUUAAUAUUGCUGGCACAAUGUUCGUGCAAAAGAAAAAACUGGUUGAGCAUGUGCUUGCAAUGCGUGCAAAUGGUGGCAGUGGCAGCGAUGAUGAUGAGGAGGAGGAGGACGAGGGCGACAUUUUGCAGCGUCGACGCGAAGAAUGCGAGCGCAAGGCGCGCCGUGGGGAGAUGGAUCCCCGUUUGGAGUUCACAUUCCAGCUGCUGAUAGACGCCACACAGCUGCCGCGGCAUCAGCUCAUGGACUACAUAUUCGAAGGGGAUAUGCUCGAUGAGAUUAAUCAGCUAUUUCUGCCGAACAUGAAGAACAAGCUGCUGUGGUUCUAUCAGGAGGUGGAUGAGCCGGAACCUCCGCCAGUGGUGGAUGCCAAUAAGCCAGGACCUUCGCGCACAGGCAUGGCAUCGAGCAGCUCGAAGACGCCACAGGGUGGUGCCUCGCCCAGCGGCCUGCCGGCAUCCAAGCAUAAGAAACUGUUCCUAACCGAUGGCUGGACCUGCGCCUUUACCGGCGUCUGUAUUUAUAUCUUUCGCGUGAAUACGUCAAAGCAGCUGCCCGAGGAGGGAUUUCAAAAGGAUUUAUACUGUGGCGUCAUCGACGCCAAGAAUAUUGGCCUGGUCACAUCCAUAGAGCGUAUUGUGGAGUUUGUGUUUAUGCAGGCAUUGGCCUUUCCCAGCCUCGAAGGCGAUGAGGAAGACGUGAGCUGCGGUCUCAUAAAAGGGCAACUGCUGCCGGGAUUGCGCUCCUUUUGCAGCGCUCUGCGCGUUUGUGAGCAGGUCUGCGAUCAUUAUAAUGUGUUUGCCGAUGGCUGCGAUAUGUUUGAUGGCUGCAUAGUUGUCGAGGAGGUCAAGGACAUGGCCAAGAAUCAGGAAUUCUGCACGCAGCUGGAGGAGCGCGUCAACAACUGGACAAAGGGCAUACUGAAAAUACUGGGCGAGAGUGAGCAGCUGCGCAAGGAGAACGAUCACAGCGGACCCCAGGACGAGCUGGAGUAUUGGAAGAAACGUGGCGCACAAUUCUCACAGCUGCUCGCCCAUCUGCAGGACAAGGAAGUGCAAUUCACUCUCCAUUGCCUCUUUCUCGCCGGUUCAAGGGUAAUGCGUCAGUGGAAGGAAACCGAUCGCAAGAUAACAUUCUGCUACAACGAAGCGCGCGACAAUUCCAAGUUUAUACAGGCCAUGGAGACAUGUUGUCAUUCAUUGUAUCUGGACGAUCCUGUCAGCAUGAAGGAGUCCAUAUUGGCUUUGCUUCAGACGGUGCGUCUCAUCUACAGUGUCUCACAAUUCUACAAUACUUCCGAGCGCACCUCGGCGCUAAUGGUUAAGAUUACAAACCAAAUGAUCGAAACAUGCAAGUCCUACAUCACUUGUCGCUGCAAGGAAACUAUUUGGUCUCAAGAUCGUAGCCUUAUUCGCACAAAGCUGAGCAACUGCAUCAAACUGAACCACAUCUAUCAUGAGACCUAUUAUACAGUUCGGGAGCAGCCGUUUCUGCCGCAUCAGACACCAUUUGGCUUCUCUGAGAACUUUGUUUUUGGCAAGUUCGACACAUUCUGCGAGCGUCUCUCGAAGAUAAUAAACAUGUUCAAUCUAAUUGACGAUUAUAAUCAUUUGUUUGAGCGUCGCUUGGAGGGUCUGCUGCUGGGCGAAGCCUUGGAGGAUGCCUCCAAUCAUUUUGAGGAAGCCAAAAAGGAGAUCACAUCGAAGAAAUACGAUUAUCUGGAUCAUCGCAAUGCCGAAUUUAAUGAUGACUUUGAUCGGUUCAUGAAUAAAACCGAUUCGCUGAAGGAUACGAUUGCCACGCUGAUCGAGCGGGACUUUGACACUGUGUGGGAGACGCCUCAAUGCAUACGCUUCCUGGUGCGCUUUGAGAAGGUCAGCGAGAAGAUUCCACUGACCCGUAUGGAUGAGAAGUACACGAGAAUUUUACGCUAUGUGGAAAAGGAGGUCGAUCGCAUAUUAAAGACAUUUCGCCGGCAGCGUGACGAUCCGCCAUUGGCGCGCAACUUUCCGCCCAUCGCAGGUCGCAUUCAUUGGUGUCGCGCCUUAAGUUUACAUCUCACCGAGCUGAUGGAUGCGGUGAUGGACCAUGGGGUUCUUAGCACUCUGCCGCUGGCCAGAGAUCUCGAUGUACGCUUUAAUAAUGUGCUGGACGUGCUGCAGGAAUAUGAGGAUGAGAUUGUAUCCAUUUGGUUGGAUCAGGAUAUAAGUGUCGCAGAUGCCUGCUUGCUCCAGCCGCUGCUCUGUCUGCAGGGCGAUCGCUUGUUUGUAAAUUUGCAUCCGACAAUUCCAUUGCUUAUAAGGGAGGCCAAGAUGCUGGCCAAGCUGAAAAUCGAGCUGCCCAUUGUGGCAGCCACGCUGAUGAGUCGACAACAGUACUUCAUUACCAUUCAGGACUCGCUGAACAGCCUUAUCAAAAUGUUUCUGUCAACGGUCAAGGCUGUCAAGCUGGAGGUGCGUCCACUGUUCCUGCCACAGCUGGUUCGUCUAACGGCCAUGCUGAAGCCGGGUCUGCAUAACAUCAAUUGGACCAACCAGAACUGGACACAAUUCUAUGAGCGCUGCAAGCAGGCCAUUGAGACCUUUGAGGUGCUGGUGGCGCGCGUACAUGACAUCUACUCGAACCGCAUACUCAACGUGCUCAUGUGGAUGCAGGAGGUAUCGCUCCAAAUACUGCCAGCAGACGAUGAGAUCUGGACAGUUGAUGAAUUUUUGGAGCGCAGCGAGGAGGCGUGCAGAAAAGCUGCCAUUGAACUUAAUCGAAAAAGUCAAAUGGUCUCGGAGGCAGUGGAGGAAGUCUUGAAUUUGGUGGACAAGGCAACGGAGACGUUUAAGCAGAUUGCCGGGGAUGAUGUGGUUACCUUGUUCGAUGCCACUCCCAAGGGCGAACAGACGGGCUCGGGAGGGCGCAAAGUGGAGGACGGCGCUGCAGCUGCAGGAACUUCAGGUGCAAACACGUCGGCAGCAGGUGCAACAUCUGGCGCUGGUGCAGGUGGUGGGGGCGGCCAACAGCAGGACUGGAGCAUUUUGUGGUCCUGUUUUGAGAAUCCGCUGACACUGCUCUCCACCUCUGAUAGUUUGCCCAAGGGCAUGCAGGACAUGGUAUGCAAUGCCGUCGUAGAAAUGCGUCGCUAUUAUAGUCGCAAGGUGAUCGAUGUGCUGAUUAAGGUGAUACGUGCAGCGCUGGACACAAUGCGGCGUCGGUUCAUCGCCGAUGAGCAUGAGACGGCAUCAAAGAAACCGAUCUUUGCGUUACACGCGCAGCUGCAGAUACCCAAUGUGGUCAUCAAGCCGAGUCUGGACGAGCUGCAGGAUAUAUUGGUGACGGCUGGCAAGAAUAUCACGGGCAUUGCGAAGGGUGUGGCGCAAUGGACUAGCGGCAAGGAUCCGCCGCAAGUUUCGAUGACGGCCCAGCCGCGCGUCGGACGCAAUCACACGGACGCCGCUGGCGGGUCAAAGAAUCGACGCCGCAAAAUCUAUUGCCUAGCCUCUGAGGAACGACCACAGAUGCCGCAUAUGCUCAAGAGCUUCUACUCGGCCAUUAUGGAUAACAAAGAGGUCGCCAAGGCACUUAAUCAGCUCUCCAGCUGCACCAAGAACAUCAAGCCAGAGAUACAAACCUACAUCAAACGCUGGAAACCGUAUCAUUUUCUUUGGAAAAACGAUCGCACCACGCGGCAGCUGAUGGAGUUUGGACUGCAACAAUUUGAGUCCACAUUGCGUUGUCUGGCGGAACUGGAUGCAAAUCUGCUCGUUGAACCGGACAUGGAGAUCUUUGGACAAUGCGUAGCGGUCUACAAUGAAAGGCUCAAAUAUGGUUUGGCCAUUGAGAUCAAGUCCUGUAACCACAAAAUUGGCCAGGCCAUGAAGAAGAAGUAUAAGAAGGAAAUGGAUUAUGUUUAUGCGGUGAUCAAUGAAAUGGAUCGUAAACUGGACCGGCCCAUACGUGACCUGGACGAUGUGCGUAUGAUAAUGGAGACAUUAAGCAAGAUACGGGAACAGGAGGUGGACAUGGAGAUGCGCAUAGAUCCGAUUGAGGAGGCAUUCAAUGUUCUCACCCGUUAUGAGGUGCAGGUGGAGCGGGAACAGUUCGAUUUGGUCGACAAUUUGCGUACAACGUUUCAGAAUUUGCUGGCCGGAGCACUGCAGGCGCAGGUGAAGCUGUUGGAUAUGCAGCCGGCGUUCCAGGGCGAUUUGCGCAGCAAUCUAGACAACUUUAAGCAGGAUAAGAUUGCCUAUGUGACGGAAUAUCGCACAGCGGGACCCAUGCAGGCGGGUCUGACGCCGCGCGAGGCUUCCGACCGACUGAUUUUGUUCCAGAAUCGUUUUGAGGGCAUGUGGCGCCGCCUACAGACGUACCAAAGCGGCGAGGAACUCUUCGGUCUGCCACAAACGGAUUACCCAGAGCUGGGCCAAAUACGCAAGGAGCUCAAUUUGCUGCAAAAGCUGUACAAGCUAUAUAAUGAUGUUAUUGAUAGGGUUAGCAGCUACUAUGAUAUACCCUGGAACGAGGUGGACAUUGAGGAGAUUAACAACGAGCUGAUGGAGUUCCAGAAUCGUUGUCGCAAGCUGCCCAAGGGGUUGAAGGAAUGGCCAGCCUUUCAUGCUCUGAAAAAGACCAUCGAUGAUUUCAAUGAUAUGUGCCCGUUAUUGGAGUUGAUGGCGAAUAAAGCUAUGAAGCCACGCCAUUGGCAGCGGAUCAUGGACGUUACUCGCUACAUCUUCGAGUUCGACUCGGAGGGUUUCUCGCUCAAGAACAUACUGGAGGCGCCGCUACUCAAGCACAAAGAGGACAUCGAAGACAUUUGCAUUAGCGCCAUGAAGGAGAAGGAUAUAGAGGCCAAGCUGAAGCAGGUGACCAACGAAUGGUCCGUACACGAGCUGCAAUUCAUGAGCUUCAACAAUCGCGGCGAACUGCUGCUGCGUGGCGAUACCACAGCGGAGACCAUUGGCCAGCUAGAGGAUAGUCUCAUGGUGCUUGGCUCACUGCUAUCGAAUCGCUAUAACGCGCCCUUUCGCAAACAAAUCCAGCAAUGGGUCUACGAUCUGUCCAACUCCAACGAGAUACUGGAACGCUGGCUGCUUGUUCAAAACAUGUGGGUCUAUCUGGAGGCUGUCUUUGUGGGCGGCGACAUAGCCAAGCAGCUGCCCAAGGAGGCCAAGCGCUUCUCCAAAAUCGACAAGUCCUGGCAAAAAAUCAUGCAGCGCGCUCACGAGACUCCAGGCGUUGUGGCCUGUUGCGUGGGCGAUGACCUGCUCAAGCAGCUGCUGCCACAUCUUCAGGAGCAGCUAGAAAUUUGCCAGAAAUCCUUGAGUGGUUAUUUGGAACGCAAACGCAUUAUGUUUCCGCGUUUCUUCUUCGUAUCGGAUCCGGCGCUGCUCGAGAUACUUGGGCAGGGCUCCGAUUCGCAUACCAUACAGAAUCAUUUGCUAAACAUCUUCGAUAAUACCAAAUGCGUCAAAUUCCAUGAUGUUGAGUACAAUAAAAUGAUGGCGAUUAUUAGCAGCGAGGGUGAGAUGAUACAGCUGGAUCGUGCCAUACGUGCCGAGGGUUCGGUCGAGACAUGGCUAACUCAAUUGCUGGUCACAGCACAGCAGUCACUGCAUUCCAUAAUACGCACCGCAUAUGCGACAAUAAACGAUCCGAAUUUUACGCUGUUGACCUUCCUAGAGAAGGUGCCGGCUCAAAUCGGUUUAUUGGGUAUACAAAUGAUUUGGACACGCGAUGCAGAAAUGGCUCUGAUGCAGGCCAGGCAUGAGAGGAAGGUCAUGUCCGAGACGAAUAAUAAAUUCCUCGAGAUGCUCAACACCCUUAUCGAUCAGACGACACGCAAUCUAUCCAAGCGUGAACGAACUAAUUUUGAAACAUUAAUCACAAUACAUGUGCAUCAGCGUGAUAUCUUUGAUAUACUGUGCCGCAUGAAUAUCAAAUCCUCGAACGACUUUGAGUGGCUGAAGCAAUGCCGCUUCUAUUUCAAGGAGGAUCUGGACAAGACCUGGAUAUCUGUUACAGAUGUUACCUUUACCUAUCAGAAUGAGUAUCUGGGCUGCACAGACCGUUUGGUUAUAACGCCCUUAACGGAUCGUUGCUACAUUACAUUGGCCCAGGCGCUGACGCUUAGUAUGGGCGGCGCACCGUGCGGACCGGCGGGCACGGGCAAAACGGAAACAGUGAAGGAUAUGGGCAAGACGUUGGCCAAGUAUGUUGUCGUUUUUAAUUGUUCCGAUCAAAUGGAUUACAGGGGUCUGGGACGCAUCUACAAGGGUCUGGCGCAGUCCGGCAGCUGGGGCUGUUUCGACGAAUUCAAUCGCAUUGAGCUGCCCGUUCUCUCUGUGGCCGCCCAACAGGUGGCCGUUGUCCUCACCGCCAAGAAGGAGAAAAAGAAAACAUUCCUAUUCACGGAUGGCGACACCAUCGAAAUGAAUCCCGAGUUCGGCAUCUUCAUAACCAUGAAUCCUGGAUAUGCUGGUCGCAAGGAGCUGCCGGAGAAUUUGAAAAUUCAAUUUCGCACGGUGGCCAUGAUGGUGCCGGAUAGACAGAUAAUCAUAAGAGUUAAAUUGGCUAGUUGUGGAUUUUUGGAGAACAUAACGCUGGCACGCAAAUUCUAUACCCUGUACAAGCUGUGCGAGGAGCAGCUAACCAAACAGGUUCACUAUGAUUUCGGUCUAAGGAAUAUAUUAUCGGUGCUGCGCACAUUGGGCGCAGCGAAGCGCCGGAACUCUAAGGAUAGCGAGAGUACGAUUGUGAUGCGGGUCCUGCGCGACAUGAAUCUAUCCAAGCUGAUAGACGACGAUGAGCCAUUAUUCAUAUCGCUCGUGUCGGAUUUGUUUCCCAAUCAGACUCUCGAAAAGACCAACUACCCUGAAUUGGAGGCAGCUAUACUACAGCAAACGGAAGAGGCUAGUCUGGUCUACCAUCCUCCAUGGGUUCUAAAGCUAAUACAGCUGUAUGAGACGCAGAAUGUGCGACACGGCAUCAUGACUCUGGGCCCCAGUGGCGCUGGCAAAAGCACCUGCAUCCACACCCUAAUGAAGGCCAUGACACAAAUGGGCGAUAGCCAUCGUGAGAUGCGCAUGAAUCCCAAGGCCAUAACGGCGGCUCAGAUGUUUGGACGCCUCGAUGUGGCCACCAAUGACUGGACCGACGGCAUCUUCUCGGCGUUGUGGCGGAAGACGCUCAAGCUAAAAGCUGGCGAGCAUGUGUGGCUGGUUCUGGAUGGCCCUGUGGACAGCAUUUGGAUAGAGAACUUGAACUCUGUUCUGGAUGAUAAUAAGACCCUUACCCUGGCCAAUGGCGAUCGGCUGACCAUGGCACCUACGGUUAAGAUCAUCUUUGAGCCACAUAAUAUUGAUAAUGCGUCGCCGGCAACGGUUUCACGCAACGGCAUGGUCUACAUGAGCUCCUCCGGCCUGGAUUCUCGACCGAUUGUUCAGGCUUGGCUCAAGAAUCGUGCGCCUGGUGAGAAGAGCACGUUCUCCCAUCUCUUUGAGCAGACCUUCGUCGAGGUCUACAAUUGGGGUGCACAGAAUGUGAAGCUACAAAUGCCUGUGCUGCAGUGCAACAUAGUGCAGCAGAUGCUGUUUAUAUUGGAGGGUCUAAUACCCUGCAAAAAGGAUGACGAGCAGGCUGUCAGCUUAUCCAGCAAGGAGAGUCAAGAUGCGGCCAAGCGUUUCGAGCAUCAAAAACAAAUCGAAGAAGCGCGACGGCAAUCGAUUGGCAGUCAGAUUGUCGACGAUGUGCCCGAUGAAAGCGCCGUGCAGGAGAAGGAGGAUAUGUGUACGCCGGAGCAUUUGCAGCGCUUGUAUGUAUUUGCGCUGGCCUGGGGUCUAGGGGGUUAUCUCUCAACUAGCGAUCGCGUUAAGAUGCAUCUAUUUGUUAAGGAAUCGUUUCCGCAGUUGGACUACCCGAAGGGUAGUGCCCAUGAGAAUACAAUAUUUGACUUUUUCGUUUCUCCAACGGGCGUGUGGCAGUCGUGGAAGACGCUAGUCACACCCUAUAUGUAUCCGGAGCUUUCCACACCGGACUAUUUAAGCAUUCUGGUGCCCAUUGUGGAUAAUGUGCGUAUCGACUAUCUGAUCGGCACAAUUGCCAAUCAGGAGCGCGCCGUGAUGGUCAUCGGCGAACAGGGCACCGGCAAGACCGUCAUUAUGAAGAACUUUAUGAAGAAAAUGAACAUUGAGACCUACAUGGGCAGGUCGUUUAAUUUCUCAUCGGCAACCAGUCCCUAUCAGUUUCAGCGCACAAUCGAAAGCUAUGUGGAGAAGCGGGUUGGUGUCACAUUUGGACCGCCCGGUGGUCGGAAAUUGAUUGUCUUCAUCGAUGACAUUAAUUUGCCCGAGAUCAAUGAAUGGGGCGAUCAGAUAACCAACGAGAUUGUGCGACAGUCCAUGGACAUGAAGGGCUUCUAUAGCCUGGAGAAACCGGGCGAUUUCACCACCAUUGUGGAUGUACAAUAUGUGGCGGCCAUGGGCCUGCCCGGCGGUGGACGCAAUGAUAUACCAUCUCGCCUGAAGCGACAGUUUUGCGUAUUUAAUUGCAAUAUACCCGACAACGACUCCAUUGAUAAGAUCUUCCGCGUUAUCGGUGAGGGUCAUUAUAAUGCCAAGCGCGGUUUUGUGCCCGAAGUUCGCAAUCUGGUCAAGAAAUUGAUCCUGGUGACACGACAUCUGUGGCAGCGCACGCGCGAAAAACUAUUGCCUACGCCGGCAAAAUUCCACUACGUAUUCAGUUUGCGCGAUUUGUCGCGUAUCUGGCAGGGCAUGGUUGGCACCUUAUCCACAGUGAUUACCGCGGAGAGUGUGCUCAUGUCAUUGUGGAAGCAUGAGUGUACGCGUGUGUUUGCCGAUCGUUUUACCACAUUCCAGGACAAGGAAUGGUUCGGCUCAGAGUUGGCGGCGCUAGUGCGCGAGGAGCUGGGCGAGUCCCAUUCCCAAAUGAUAAUACCGAAUCCGGUAUUUGUGGACUUCAUGCGGGAUGCCCCCGAGCCGACUGGCGAGGAGGGUGAGGACACUGAUAUGGAAUUACCCAAAGUUUAUGAACCGGUGAACUCUCAUAACUCGUAUGAAGCGCUUCGCGAGCGUCUCGUAAUGUUUCUCGCCCAAUUCAAUGAGAUGGUGCGAGGCUCCGGAAUGGAUUUGGUUUUCUUCCCAGAUGCAAUGCUGCAUUUGGUGAAGAUCUCCCGCAUCAUUCGGCAUCCGAGAGGCAACGUCAUGCUGGUCGGGGUCGGAGGUUCUGGAAAACAGUCGCUAACGAAAUUGGCAUCCUUCAUUGCCGGCUACAAGACAUUCCAAAUUGCGUUGACGCGUUCGUACAAUGUGGCCAACUUUUUAGAGGACCUAAAGCUGCUCUAUCGCACCUGCGGCGUUCAGGGCAAGGGCACAACCUUUCUCUUCACCGAUAUGGAUAUCAAAGAGGAAGGUUUCCUCGAGUAUCUCAAUAAUAUACUCUCGAGCGGUGUCAUAUCAAAUCUCUUCUCGCGCGAUGAGCAGGCCGAAAUCGUGCAGGAAUUGACGCCGGUCAUGAAACGCGAGAAUCAACGCAAAACAGCGACCCCGGAAAGUGUGAUGGAAUUCUUUUUGGCGCGCACCUGCACCAAUUUGCAUGUGGCAUUUUGUUUCUCGCCAGUGGGUGAGACAUUUAGGUCGCGGGUGCAGCGUUUUCCCGCCUUGGUCUCCGGCUGCACCAUCGAUUGGCUGCAUCCGUGGCCCAAGGACGCAUUGGUCUCGGUUGCCAGACACUUUCUCAGCCACUUCGAGAUUGAGUGUACACCGGCCGUUAAGGAAGAGCUUGUGAAUGCGCUCGGCUCCAUUCAGGACAUUGUUGCUGAAACAUCGCACGAAUAUUUCCAGCGUUUCCGUCGCGCCACUCACGUGACACCCAAAUCUUAUCUGAACUUCAUUGCCGGUUACAAGAACAUUUACCAGCUCAAGCAGCAAGAGCUGCGCGAUGGUGUGGAGAAGAUGGAUACGGGCUUGGAGAAACUGAAAGAGGCCUCCGCCUCCGUUGAGAUACUUAAAAAAGAUCUAGUCGUCAUGGAGGAAGAGCUUGUCGAAGCCUCCAAAAACGCUGAAUCUGUGCUAGUUGAGGUUACCGAGCGUGCAAUGCAAGCGGAGAUAGUCAAGAAUCAGGUUCUCAUUGUCAAGGACAAGGCCGAGGCUCUCGUUGCAUGUAUUGCUAAUGAGAAGGCCUUGGCCGAGGAGAAACUGGAGGCGGCAAAGCCAGCCUUGGAGGAGGCCGAGAAUGCGCUUAACACUAUCAAACCCGCUCACAUAGCCACGGUGCGUAAGCUAGGUCGACCGCCGCAUCUCAUAAUGCGCAUCAUGGACUGUGUGCUCAUCCUUUUCAAACGUAAGCUGCAUCCCUGCAUACCUGAUUCCGGUACACCGUGCCCCAAACCCUCCUGGCAGGAGUCGCUAAAGAUGAUGGCUAGCGCCACGUUCCUGCUGCAGCUGCAGAACUACCCCAAGGAUACCAUCAAUGAUGAGAUGAUUGAUCUGCUGCAGCCCUACUUUCGCAUGGAGGACUACAACAUGGAUAUGGCGCGUCGUGUAUGCGGUGACGUUGCUGGUCUCCUUUCCUGGACAAAGGCCAUGGGCUUCUUUCACAGCGUCAACAAGGAGGUGCUGCCACUGAAGUCAAAUCUCACGUUGCAGGAGGCGCGCCUCAAGCUGGCCAUGGACGAUCUGUCUGGUGCCGAGGAGCAGCUGCGCGAGCGCGAGGAAGCACUCCAGGCGGUCAAGGAUCAGUACGACAAGGCCGUAGGUGAAAAGCAACGCCUUAUGGAUGCGGCAAAUGUAUGUCUGCGCAAGAUGACGGCCGCCACGGCCCUUAUCAAUGGCUUGUCCGAUGAGAAGCAUCGCUGGACCAACCAGAGCAAGGAGUUCAAAAUACAGCUGGGCAAGCUGGUGGGCGAUGUACUUCUAGCCACAGGAUUUCUCUCCUAUUGCGGCCCAUACAAUCAAGAAUUUCGAGCCAAUCUAAUUAGGACCUGGAUGGGCAUACUGAAGCAGAAGUGCAUACCCUUCACCACAGGCCUUAACAUUAUCAAUAUGCUGGUGGACUCCUCAACUGUAUCCGAGUGGACGCUCCAGGGACUGCCCAAUGAUGACUUAUCCGUGCAGAAUGCGCUAAUUGCGACCAAAUCGAGUAGCUAUCCGCUGCUGGUGGAUCCGCAGACGCAGGGCAAGAUCUGGAUCAAAUGCAAGGAGGAUCGCAAUGAGCUGCAGAUAACCUCGCUAAAUCACAAAUACUUUCGCACACAUCUUGAGGACUCGUUGUCCCUGGGCAGGCCAUUGCUUAUUGAGGAUGUGGGCAUAGAUCUGGAUCCGGUUAUAGACAAUGUGCUCGAGAAGAACUUCAUCAAGUCGGGCAGCAUUGAAAAGGUGCUGGUGGGAGAUAAGGAGUGCGAUGUAAUGCCUGGCUUUAUGCUUUACAUAACCACCAAGCUGCCCAAUCCGGCCUUCAGUCCGGAGGUCAGCGCCAAGACCUCAAUUAUUGAUUUCACAGUGACCAUGCGUGGCUUGGAGGAUCAGCUGCUGGGGCGUGUCAUACUCAUGGAGAAGUCCGAUCUGGAAGCGGAACGAGUAGCGCUCUUCGAGACGGUCAUGCGGAAUCAGCGCAACAUGAAGGAACUCGAGGCGAAUCUAUUGCUGCGCCUCAGCUCCUCCCAGGGCUCACUGGUCGACGAUGAGGCGUUGAUCGAGGUGCUGCGCGUAACUAAAACCACCGCCGAGGAGGUCAACCAGAAGCUUAAAAUCUCUGAGGUUACCGAACGCAAGAUUAUGAAGGCGCGCGAAGAGUUCCGUGCGGUGGCAAAGCGCGGUUCCAUACUCUAUUUUCUGAUUGUCGAGAUGAGCAAUGUGAAUGCUAUGUAUCAGAAUUCUCUGAAGCAGUUCCUGGUCAUAUUCAACAACUCAAUUACCAAGUCAACCAAGUCCAGCGUCACCGAGGAGCGCAUCAAUAUUAUCCUACGCUAUCUCACCUAUGAGGUCUACAAGUUUACCAAUCGCAGUCUCUACGAGCGCCACAAGCAGCUCUUCACCCUGAUGCUGGCUAUUAAGAUUGAUUACCAUAAUGGCAAUAUUAGCCAUGAGGAAUUCUUGACUUUUAUCAAGGGUGGCGCCUCGUUGGAUUUGAACGCUGUGGCGCCCAAACCAUUCCGCUGGAUUUUGGAUAUCACCUGGUUGAACUUGGUGGAGAUUAGCAAGCUGGAAACCUUCGCCACGGUGCUGCAAAUCAUUGAGCUAAACGAGCGAGACUGGCGCAGCUGGUAUGAGUGCGAAAAGCCGGAGAAUGAGGAGAUACCUUGUGGCUAUAAUGCUUUAUUGGACAGCUUUCGCAAGCUGCUGCUCAUACGUUCCUGGUGUCCGGAUCGCACAAUAUCCCAGGCCAAGAAGUAUAUAGAAGAAUCCUUGGGACCCGAGUACAGUGAGAUGCAAAUCUUGGAUUUGGAGGCUACCUGGGCCGAGUCGGAGCCACGCACACCUUUUGUCUGCCUACUGUCCAUUGGCUCGGAUCCGACUACACAAAUUGGUGCACUGGCCAAGCAGAAGGGCAUCACCCUUAAAUGCGUUUCCAUGGGUCAGGGUCAGGAGUAUCAUGCGCGCAAAAUGAUCAUGGAGUCAAUGGCCAAUGGCGGCUGGGUGUUGCUUCAAAAUGUGCAUCUAUCGUUGCCCUUCUGCUCGGAGGUCAUCGAUAUGCUGGUCGAGACGGAGCACAUUGAUGAUACCUUUCGCAUGUGGGUCACCACCGAGCCACACUCGGAGUUUCCCAUUGGCCUGCUCCAGAUGGCGCUCAAAUUUACUAACGAGCCGCCGCAGGGCAUACGCGCCAGUCUGAAGCGCAGCUACCAGUCCUUUACGCAGGACUUUUUGGACUACACCUCCGCGACGCAAUGGCCUUGCUUGCUGUAUACAGUUGCCUUUCUGCACACCAUCGUCCAGGAACGACGCAAAUUCGGUCCGCUCGGCUGGAAUAUACCCUAUGAAUUCAAUCAAGCGGACUUUGCCGCUAGCGUGCAGUUUAUACAGAAUCAUCUGGAUGAAAUGGAUCCCAAGAAGGGCGUCUCCUGGCAAACGCUUGUCUAUAUGAUUGGCGAGGUGCAAUACGGCGGCCGUGUCACAGAUGAUUUUGACAAGCGCCUUCUGACCACAUUCACCUCGGUGUGGUUCUGCGAACAGCUGUUGUCCAAUUCCUUUGAAUUCUACAAGGGCUACAAGGUGCCCAGCACAAAGAGUCUGCAGGGUUUCAUCGAUUACAUCAAUAGUCUGCCCGCCUACGACACGCCCGAAGUGUUUGGCUUGCAUUCCAAUGCUGACAUCACGUACCAGAUUAACUCGGCCAAAGGCAUACUCGAUACCAUACUUAGUGUGCAGCCCAAGGAGGGUGGCGGCGGGGGUGGCGAGUCCCGGGAAAGCAUCGUCUAUCAACUGGCCGAGGAUAUGCUGCGCAAGCUGCCGGCCCAGUACAAUGAGUACGAGGUGCGUGAGAAUCUGACACGCAUGGGCAUCCUGCUGCCAAUGAACAUCUUUCUCAGGCAGGAAAUCGAUCGCAUGCAACGCGUCAUCAAACGCGUCCACACAUGCUUAUGCGAUCUGAAGCUGGCCAUAGAUGGGACCAUUGUGAUGAGUCCGGCGCUCAAGGAGUCACUGGAUGCCAUGUAUGAUGCCCGUAUACCGGAGACCUGGAUGAAGAUAUCCUGGGAGUCCACAACGCUUGGCUUUUGGUACACUGAGCUGUUGGAGCGCAAUGGACAAUUUCGUAAUUGGAUAUCUACGGAUCGUCCAAAGGUAUUCUGGAUGACGGGUUUCUUUAAUCCACAAGGUUUUCUGACCGCCAUGCGGCAAGAGGUAACACGAGCGCACAAAGGCUGGGCACUCGACUCGGUUGUGCUGCAGAAUCAAAUAACGCGAUACAACAAGGAGGACAUUACCGAGUAUCCCACAGAGGGUGUAUACGUGAAUGGACUCUUUCUGGAAGGCGCCUCACUGGAUCGACGCAGCGGCAAGCUGAUUGAGUCCAAAAUGAAGGUGCUCUACGAACAAAUGCCUGUUAUAUAUAUAUAUGCCAUUAACACAACCGCCGGCAAGGAUCCCAAGCUGUAUGAGUGCCCAAUUUAUAGGAAGCCGCAGCGCACCGACCUCAAGUAUGUGGGCUCCAUUGAUUUCGAGACCGAUUUCAAUCCCAAACACUGGACACUGCGCGGCGUUGCGUUGCUCUGUGACAUCAAAUGA